AUGAUGAAACUUAAAGCACUAUUUCAUUGGUUUUACAAACAAAUAUAUGAUUACAAUACUUUUAUACCAGGAGAAAAUGAAUAUAAUGAUGAUGAUAAUGAACAAGACGAUCCAGCAGCCACUCUCAAAAAGCAAAAAUAUGCAACUUGGCUGUAUACUGUACUUCUCGCGGAUGAUUUUUCACAAUUCAUACAAAUAGAAAGUUAA
Adineta ricciae is the source of this 207-nucleotide messenger RNA. The record is from the annotation of a GenBank genome assembly. Lineage: Eukaryota; Metazoa; Rotifera; Eurotatoria; Adinetida; Adinetidae.